Molecule: messenger RNA, 414 nt
Organism: Cicer arietinum (chickpea)
Lineage: Eukaryota; Viridiplantae; Streptophyta; Magnoliopsida; Fabales; Fabaceae
Source: RefSeq, a predicted model, not a curated record
AUGAAUUGGGAACACUUUGAGGUGGCCUUUUUAGAUAAGUAUUAUCCAAAAAGUGCCAGAAGACAAAAGGAGUUGGAGUUUGUGCACCUACAACAAAGAGACAUGUCUGUUGCAGAGUAUGUUGCUAAGUUUGAAGAAUUGGCCAGAUUUUCUCCACAUGCUCAAUAUGUACCCACAAAAGAAUGGAAGUUAAACCAAUUUGAAUGGGGAUUGAGGCCUAAAAUCAGAGGGAACAUAGGCCAUAUGGAGCUUACUAACUAUUGUACUCUUAUACACAAGAGCUACAUCGUUGAAGACAAUUUAAAGAAGGUGCAAGAGGAGAGGCAUGCUAAGUGGCAACAAAAGAAAGAAUUUGGAAAAUUUGGUCAGCAAUUGAAGGUAAAGACUCCCCAAGGGAAGGGAAAACAAGUAUAG